Molecule: messenger RNA, 7995 nt
Organism: Plasmodium fragile
Lineage: Eukaryota; Apicomplexa; Aconoidasida; Haemosporida; Plasmodiidae
Exons: 2
Coding region: 1-7995 (2664 amino acids)
Source: RefSeq, a predicted model, not a curated record
AUGCUGCACCUGAACAGUUCGUGCAUAUCGGACAUUGAGCACAUCGAGCGAGUACUGAAGAGGAAGGAUUACGAGGGAAUAAAGACAAGUGCAGAGAUAAAAAGCGUGUUCGAAAAUCUGGGGGAAGCAUUUAAAACGUUUAGUGACUCUCUUAAGAAAAUUCACUCUGAUGGAAAUGCUAUCAUUUCAAGUAUAAAAAAGAGACACAAGGAGGAGGGCGAAUCGGAUCGGGUUUACUUGGCCGACUGCUUUGUCAACGUCGUUACCCUUGUGCACAAUUUGUAUGAAGAAAAUUUGUCCAUCAGUGAAAAGAUAAAGAACGAGAUAGUCCUGGAAUUAGAAAAGGAAGAAGAUGAAAGGGUGCAAGAAAUCAAUUCCAUUUAUAAUGAGGAGGAAGAGGGAUCAACUACACUGAAUGGAAAUCGAGGUGGACAAUCGCACGAGGAUGAAUUCUCUACUGCAGAGAGAUGGGAAUGCCAAACAGGCAGUGCGGGUCCACAUGACCAAGGUGUCCAUGACAAGGGCAUGAUCAUUCAUGACGGAAAGAGAGACGGAUUACAUAAGGAGGACUACACCCAUGACCAAGAAAUCCUUGUAGACGGAAUUCCACUCAGACAAAUAGAAAUAGAUUUGAAAAGGUGUUUGGAAAAUGAGCAUUUCGCAAAAGAGUAUCUUAACAGCGCAAAGUAUAAAAAGCAUUUUGCAGCGCUCGACAAACUUAAUAUCAAGCUGGACAAAGAAAUUCAAGCCUUUAAAGAAAUCCUCGACAAAUUUGGAAAAAACGCUAAUAAGCAUUUAAUUAAUAAAUCUAAAGAAAGAAUAAAUGCUAUUCAAAUUGGGAAGAAAAAAAUUUUCGAAAUUUUGUAUGAUAAUAUAAAAGAGCUCCGACAUAAUAAACGGAGCAUGCGGUGCAGCAUCAAGGACUUGGAACAGUACAUACAGGAUAAUGAAUGCAGAUGGAAAAAGUACCAGGACAAGGAGAGAAAAGGUGCUGGGAGAAGGGAAAGCCAAAAUGGAGAUUUUUCAAAAGAGGAAAAUUCUCCACACAAACUGGACGAACAAAAAAGACAAAAAAAAACAUUCAAAGGAAUCAACCUGGAAAAAUUCGAAAUAAGAGAAAAACACAGAAUUGAAAAAAUAUAUACCAGCUUAAGGGGUUUCAUAAAAAUUCUCGCAGUGGAACAUAUCCACAUGAACAGUGUAUUGCACAAAGGGGCAUGCGAAAUUAGUUCCUACGACUCCCUCAUCGAUUAUCAAAUGUGGUUAAGUCUUGUCCUAAGAAAAAAUGUGGACAUAGCAGACUUGCAACAGAAGAUACCCCAAAAUGACGUACUCACUGAGGAGGAACAAUUUAGGCUAAUGCCACAUCGGGGUCAUUCCCCGGCUGCUGAUAUGCAGCACACGUCCGACAAGAAGAGGAAAACGAACGAGCAGAAUUUUCGGAGCGGGGAAUUGAUUUGCACGGAGAAGAGCUCACCUGGGGGUGAAGCGGAAAGGAAGAAGCAGAAACAUUUGCAACGUGGAACAGAUCGAGCUCCGUCUCCAAGGGAUGGUCAAUUCCCCGAACAGUACUACAUCCCAGUGAUAAUAGAAAGAAGUACUUACAAAUCAGAGGAGGAUACUACGCCUAUUGAGCAAGAAGCGAGAGGGACUAGAAAGACGCGAGAAGUACAAGUGAACACAUACCUGGGUCAGAAAAAAGAUGAAACAUGUUUAAUCGCUAAACAACCCCCAAUGGAGAAAGAUCAAGACAUUUUCUCCUUCCUAACGAACAGACAAAAAGAAUGCGAAAAGUAUAUGUUACAAUUCAACAGAGUAGACAUUUUAUCGACCAUGCUGAGUAGAAGGAGUAAAGAAAAACGAAAAUGGUAUGAUCAACAUUUUUUUCAAAGUUAUUUCUUCGAAGAGGGACAUCCCUUUUACCCAUUUAAAAUACCACCAAGUAUUAACCAUUUUUCUACCUUCGAAAAAUGGUCCUUAACUUCCUCUUCAACAAGGGUGCCCCUAUUUGAUGAGGAGGAACAAAUGAGCGAAUAUGAAUAUCAGCUACUAGCAUACGAAUCGCUCCUCCUAGUGUAUUACUUCCUGUCCACACAACUCAAUGGUUACUUCCUCUUCGACAUGUCUAAGAAGGACAAGCUGAACAAGGAGGUGUAUAAUGAAUUCUACCAACGGUGUUACCCAAUGCUGGAGAUAAUGCAAAGUGGAAAAAAACAAACUGAUACGCAUGUAGAGGCGGCGAAGGAGGAAGGGUACAAAAAAUAUACAACCCCACCAACUACAAACAAACGAAACACACUGAAUGAUCAUUUAAAAUACGUAAACCACAUUUACAAUGUGAAGCUGCAAAAUUUAUUAUUAGUAAAAAGAAUCGCAAGCAUUUUCAGAAUAAAGCUGCAACUAAAUUCUAAAUCUAACGAUUUGAUCACCCUGCUUACUAUCCCUUCACACGACACAAAUUGGGGCCAUACCUACUCCUUCCACGUGUUAGAUGUUCGCUUCAGAAUUAUUCGAAUAAUGGACAGCCUGAACUUCAAUCAUGUAUUUCACACAGAUGUAGAAAACAAGAGAAAAAAAGCGGACCCCACAGGAGAGGCACACGCUAACGAGGAAAGUAGAAUCUACACAUCAUGGCUCAGAAGACAGCUGCAACUUCUCCACAUUUCCGUGUAUUGUAAAUUUUAUACAUUUGUGAAGUUCGUUCCAUUUUUUGAUUCGCACUCCGACUGUUACUUAAAAGACGCACUAGAUCAAUUCGAAAAUGAUGAGGAAUAUUUUAGCUACCUGGGUAGAGGGUCAGGGGACAACCCCUUCGUCUCUUACCUGCGGAAUGUGCAAAAGAGGAUAAAGCAGCUUCACUGGUUUGUGUUACACCAAAGGGGGGUUGCUCACCACCAUGGGGAGACAAAAAAAGGGCUAACCCCACAGCACCCGAAGGAGGGGGAAACGGGUGAGAAAAGCACCGAUGAAAACACAAAUGACAACCCGAACUUCAUCACCUUCAAAUCCCUACGAAGGGACGAGCAAAUCAUCUUUCUGUGCAACCUCCUUCUAAAAAAUUUGAUUAAAUCCUUUCGCUUAAUUUAUUUCCUCAAGUCACUUGUGAAGGAGAACAAGUGGAACACCGGGGUCUGCGAUGAGAAAAGGAAACUGGCCAACCUGAUUAAGUAUUUCACCAAAAUAGAGUAUUACGAUUAUGAGGUGAGGAAAAUUGCCAUAUGCCACUAUGUGAGGGGUAACGUCUAUCCCUACCAGGAAAAACUACAGAGAAAGCAUUCGAGAAACGAAUCUGAAGGAGAGCCCACAGGGGGUGUGUGCUCUCCCAUGUAUGAUGAUCAAAAUGUAGACCACGAUGAGUUAUAUAAAAAUAUUUUCAUGAAGGAGUUAUCCAUGUGGAUUCCCACGGGGCAAAGUCGUUCCAUCCGCAGCACUCGCUCCGUUCACACCACAACCCCAGCCAACGAAACACGACUAACACCGAGAGAAGAAAAAAUAAGAAGAAAAAUAUUUUACAAACUAAAUGUCGAAACGAUUCUCUGUUCCAGCUGGUUCAUUGACAGAUCUCUCCUUCACUUCUUCUUGUAUUAUUACAUUUCCUGCGUGAUUGGUACCAGCGAAAAGACCAAUAUGUAUGCAGACAUGCCGUACCUCAUGCAGGGGAUCAUGCUGGUAGUUUAUUACCUGCAAGCAGGCAACGAUUUAGCACUAAAGGGGAAGACAAAGGGAUUCAAUGACGGAGUAGAACCAACACCCAUUCCCAUAUCUACCUUCAUCUUGUACCUGGGGAUUCAUUUGUUCUAUUCCUUUUUCGACAAAAAUGUCUUAACCGUAUGUCCAAAUGAAGAAAAUGGAAAAGUGAAACUUUUCUUGAGGACCCACUCAGGAACGCUUAAUGAGGAGAAUGAUUCGAAAUGGGAUCAGAUGGAGAAAUACUACUUGCCUUCAAUGAGCCCUGCUCCAAGGAAGAGCCAAAUUAUUAACGUACAAAAUGCUAGCCAAUUUUGCUUUCUUGUAAAGCAUUUCGAAUCCAUUUUGUCCUACAGAACUGUUAACGAAAUGGAUAUGAGAAAUGGAGAAAAGGAAACGCUACAUAAAAACGCAGAUGCAGAUCUGGAGGAAGCCAUGGAGGUUUUGUACGGGGAUGAUUCCUGCAGCCACGAGGAUAAACAGGAACCAAAUCAAAGGGCCCAAUUUUCUAAAAAAAAACACCCCUUCUGUGCAAACGUUCCGAACAACCAUCACGCGUUAGAAAAUGCAAAUUCCACGGAAAAUCUGUUGCAGAAAAGAAAGGAGGAAAAGAAACGCCAAAAUGAAUUGAUCUACCUGAAGCGCUACUGCAAUAUUCUGCUCCACUUCAAUUAUAACCAUGUGGAAAAUUUAAUCAGCCCAUACAUUCCUAACGUCUUCUCUCUAUAUGGACAGGACGAAUUGUACUCGAAGGAUCAUUUUUGUUUUGAGUGGUGUGUGAAGAAUGAUGGUUGCGUCAAGGUGCACGCCGGGGGGGAGGAAGCCACGAAGCAUGUCCGUUUGGACGCAUCACGCGGGGGGGAAGAAACUACUAAGCAAGUCCGUUUUGACGCAGCCGAGGAGGGGGAAUGCAAAAGAGAGGAUUCGCUUCAGGCAGAAGGUACAGGUGAUCACCCAAAUGCAGACAACACCAGGAAGACCUCCACAACCGCCGUGCAUGACAAACAAAACAGUCUGAUGAGAACCAACGCAGAGGUUGAAAAGGGCCACAAGUUCGACGCUUCUACCAAUAAUACUCUCGUUAUAAGAUAUAGAACCCACAAAAAGACACAUGCUAAUUUCUCCCUCAUAAAUCUUUCUAGAGUUGAAAAAGUAAUGACGGACAUCCUUCUGAUGAGAAUGAUCAGUUGUGACUUUAGGGACCACUUCAUUCUCCUUCUUUGCAAUUACAGAAAGUAUAUUGACAUGUAUUCUCUUCCAUAUGUGUUAGACGUAUUUGUGAUGCUGCAGAAAUUCUUCACCAUUAAUGAUAAUAGUUUUGAGGAAAAAUCAAAUCGGCUCAAAUAUCGUCACGGGGUACACACUAACCGUAUGCACCAUUCCCGUCGCAGACCAAAUCAACAGUGCGGUAAAACUCUCUUUGACCGUUUUUGCAACGUUCUUGUGGAGGACUUGAACGAUAAAGAUUUGCAUUGUAGUAGGAGAAGCCAUGGCAGUUGUCACAUUUUUACCCCCGACGAGGUGAUAAAAGGGAACAGAACAAAACACACUCAUCUCACGCAUGGCAUAAUAAGCUCCGAGCACCAACUUUCCAGCUUCUUCAAAUUUUUCAUCUUCAACACGGUCAAAAAUAUUUUCUUCAAUAUUGUGUGUAGUGUCAAGGAGGAUAUAGAAGCGAGCGAGUUGCUACAAAAAGGCGAAAAUGGUCACUCGCAAAGUGGCCCAGAGUUGCAUCAAACGAGUGGGGGGGUGGCGGCUGGUGCACUUCCUCCCGCGGAGAGGCACUCCCCAGAAGAAGAGAAGGAACAAGAAGUAGACCAAGACAAGGAAGAGGAAGACGGCGCGAGUAGAAGCGAAAGUGGAAGCGAUGAUCAUCCCGGCAGUGAUGCUGAUCUCCCCCUAAAUUUUAUCGCCCCCCUGACCAAACACUACGUAGACAUAAUCAACAAGUACAUCAACGAAGUCGUCGCGGAAAUUAUAUUCUUUUCGAACAUAUGGAAACAGUAUCUCUCGCCCGAGGACCACCCGCUCAUGGUCCUAUUUUCAACAAACAGAACGCUGUACUACGAGGUUACAAAGUUCAUACGAAUAAAUAAGAACCAUAAGGACGUUCUAUUUAGUCAGGCUCUAUCCAUCAUCGUGUCCUUGUACAAUUUCAAUUUGGUAAUUAAGGAAAUCGUGUUACAAACCAACAUGUACGAGAAGUACCAGUGCCUGGUGAAUGAGAAGCCCCUUGCAGAUCGCGUCUCCCAGGGGGUGAAGAGACCGUCCACGGGGACAACUCCCACCGUGUCGGACAAUCUACCCAUGGGGGACAGCCCAAGUGGCGAUGCUACUCCCGUCGCGGAAGAGGCAAACCGUGCCAGAUCCCCGCGUAGGAAAAUGCAGAACAAAAUUGCGCAGUACUACGAAACGAGGAACUCCAUGAGGGGGAGCUGCGUGGAGGGGCAAACGCGGCAGCAAAAGAAGACACGGGACGAGAAGGACGAGCAGACGCUGAGGGAGGACGCGCACAACCGCUUCAUCAACCUCUCGCUCAUCAUCUCAAACGCAAGCGACCCCUGCAUGGUGAAGCUCAUGUUUAAGUUAGAAAAACUAUUUAUUCAAAUUAUGGACCAAAAGUUAGAGCAUAACAAAAAUUUGCUAUCCGUAUGUUUAAAAAAUGAAGAAUUAAUACCUCUGAAUAGCCCAGACAUUAUGUACAACGCUACAUCAGUAGAUAUUUUUUCCAUCAUAUGGAGAAUUUUGGAUGUACUCUUUGAAUACAAGUGCCCAGUGGAAUGGAUCAUCACACCCUUUGUGCAAUUUCUAAAUACCUUUAUAAAUGAUUAUUGUGAAAAUUAUAAAAAAAAAUACACCUCGUUUAUUAUAUCCCUCAUGAAUCAAUAUGCAGAUAAGUACUUCCAGGAGUUGCUCAACCUGACGGAGCAGCAAAAAAUUCAGUGGGAUAAAUUCUCUAGCAGCAAUAUAAUAAAAAGGAGAAAUAAAAAAGAAGGAAGUAAAGCAGAAGAUGAACCAGGAGGAAGUAUUUUUAAACACAAUCAGUUAGACAUCCUGGAUCAUGAAGAGGAAGAAGAACAAGAUGAUUUCGUCUUGUAUAAUGAAAAUAUUCAAAACGAAUACAACGAUAUGAAUGAAGUUACAGAACGUAUUAAACAUAGAAAAAACAAAUGGAAAAAAAAUGUCCUUUAUAAAUUGUUUGACUACGACGACAUAGAUGUUAAUGCGAUAAAAAAUAAAGUAGGAGAAUUUCUUGAAGAUAUUAAUGACUUAUCUGUGAAGGUCUCCCCUUUUCAGAGCAGCAGUCCAUCGAAGGAAGCAAAAGGGGAGCCUGCCGAUGCAGCGGUAGAAGAAGAAGCAGGGCUAAGUGGCACCCACCAGUUGAGUCCAUCCAAUCAAGCAAAUUGCGAACCACCCCGAGAGGAAAAAAAACCAGGAGCCUACAUGAGUGAUGAUCUUGUAAACAUAAUAGACGAAAUUAACCACCUCUUUAACAACUCCGAUAUGUCGAGCUCCGUGGUCAUCACGUGGAAUCUGUUCUUCUUCCAAGAGCAAGUAGCCCUCAUUAGAAACAAAUUUGAAAAAUAUAUCCUCGACUAUAUAGCUACGAGGACACAAAACCUAGACAAACUAAGUCAUAUAUUUAACAAUUACCUCACCUUCAAUAUAACACUUCCUAUGUUAAAAAAAAAUAUGUACACCAAAACCAUUCUAGACAUACUCAACACAUCCAUAAGUAAUAUAAGAGACACAUUAAAAAAUACAAUCUACUACAUUUUCAAAGUGUUAUCAUUCCGCAUUGUAUGUUAUGAAUUCCAGCGAGAAAUUUUUUUUAAUCUUUAUGAACACCCAUUUGACACAAACAAUGUACAGUCCAUCGUGGAUAUGUUCCCUAACACAGUAGAAAAAUUUAUUCUUCAAAUUCCAGAAUCAUUUCGCAAAAGCAUUCUCACAGUCUUCAUCGAACUGUUUAUUAAAAUGUGGAUCCUUGUUGUUGUAGAGAAGGGAUUUUCAAGCUACCUUUUUAGCGACAACGACAUACACUUGAUGAAGCGGGACAACCAAUGCAUAAGAAAGUACAUGCAACAGAAAGGCAUACACCUGAGCCAUUGGUUCCUCACCAAAAAGUAUGAUCUCACGGAAUAUAUUGAUACCUUUUUCGAUUUGCUCUAUGGGGACCGCCACCUGUUUUUGAAUAUUAUCUCGGAGCAGAAGGAGCGCAAAUCCAUGAAUAUCAUGUCUUCGGCCUACAACAAGGGGAUGGCAAUAAUAACUGGAAUAAACCAGCACAUCCAGGAGAACCUCUAG